AUGUCUCACGCCGUUGAUUAUCUCGUAGCAGAGUACCUCGCUGAGGAGCACCCGAGCGUGGCGAGAGCGCUGCGGAAGGACGCGCCGUCCCGCUUCCCGUUCGGCAAGAAGAACCUGCAGGAGGUCGUGAUGGCGUAUUGCGUGCAAAAGACUAGCCCUGCAGCGGUGGACAACAGCACCAGCUACGACUAUGGUGAUGGGGCCCACCACCCACCGCAGAAGGCUGCAAACACGUUGUCACCAACGCCAAUUCCGAAGCCAGCCGUGGAAAAGGCGCAGGUUGCCAACAGUAACCACGAUGACGAGUCAGUGAAGAAGCCAUCGGCCAAGAAGACGUCGCCGAAGGUCGCUCCAAAUAAGGCGGCCGUAGACACCGAUAGCUCCGACGACACCGAGCACGUUCCAAAGAACUCGGCGUCUGGCAAGAAACCAGCACCUCACGCAACGGAAGCGCCAGCGCGGAAGGCGGCGAGGAUGGAGUCAGAAGACGCAGCACAACGCACACCUCAUCACCUCAACGAGAAUGGCACCUUCCGCCGCUUCCAGCGCAUCGACCCAACCAAGGUGACGUUCCACGCCGAUGCCUUGCGCGACAACCGCCCAGGUGAGGAACACCUUGUGCUGCGUCAGAAUCAGGAGAUGAUGCGCACCAAGGGUAAGGGCUUCAAUAAACUAAAGCAGAAAAACAAGGGAAAGUUUUAUGGCGCUGGCGUUGACUUCAGUGUGCGCGCCUAUCAGUUCCCCGACAGUGACGACGAGUAG
Messenger RNA from Leishmania braziliensis MHOM/BR/75/M2904, 762 nucleotides. RefSeq lists its product as hypothetical. The record is from RefSeq and is a predicted model, not a curated record. Bases 1 to 762 code for a protein of 253 amino acids. Lineage: Eukaryota; Euglenozoa; Kinetoplastea; Trypanosomatida; Trypanosomatidae. The transcript has a single exon.